Molecule: messenger RNA, 597 nt
Organism: Coccinella septempunctata (seven-spotted ladybird)
Lineage: Eukaryota; Metazoa; Arthropoda; Insecta; Coleoptera; Coccinellidae
Exons: 1
Coding region: 1-597 (198 amino acids)
Biological process (GO): proteolysis
Molecular function (GO): aspartic-type endopeptidase activity
Source: RefSeq, a predicted model, not a curated record
AUGUUAGACAGGAACACGGGUUUGCAAUUUUUAGUGGACAGCGGUGCUGACGUAUCAAUUAUUCCAUAUGGUCAGAAAACUUCAGCACAGGUAAAUUCGAACAAUGACUUCAUCUUGUAUGCUGCUAAUGGUACUCGGAUACCCACCUAUGGCAUCAUAAUUAUGGAAAUCGAUUUAGGUCUAAGGCGUGCAUUUAGAUGGCCUUUCAUCAUCGCCAAAACCUCAAGAGGCAUUCUGGGUGCUGACUUUUUGAAAAAAUUCAACCUACUCGUCGAUCUGAAGAGACAACAGUUGGUGGAUGGCGACACUAAGCUUUGCAGAAAAGGUGAAUUGGCGUCCAUCACAUCAGAAGAUGUAGUGAGUACUUUAGUCAGUGAAAAACUUGAUAAAUUCAGUGUACUAUUGAACAAUUAUUCUGAGUUAACUCGACCAAAUUUUCUGCCUAGUAAUGUUGAGCACAAUGUUAAACACCAUAUCGUUACAACAGGACAGCCAGUAUUUUCGAAACCUAGACGUCUUGAUAACCAAAAAUUGACUAUAGCUAAGAAAGAAUUUCAGUUUAUGUUGGACAAUGGUAUUAUUCAACCAUCAAAGUAA